UCCUUGCUGCCGCCUGUCCUGUCCCCACUCCGCUCAGGUUCCCGUUGGGGGCCGUGAGCAGCGGCCGGCAGAGCUCCGUGCUCUGCCCAGUACACAAGACCAGCGGCCAGAGGCUCGCUGCUGUCUGUCCGUGUGUUCUUCAGGACGGCAGGAGGCAAGGGGUGACAGGGAAGGCCGGAAACAGGGCUGACCCAGGAAAGGGGUUCACUAGGCUGGGAGCCCUUUUCUGGAGGCGGAGCGGGAUAGCUGAGAUUCGAGACCAUGAAGGUCAAAGUCAUCCCGGUGCUUGAAGACAACUACAUGUACCUGGUCAUCGAGGAGCACACGCGGGAGGCUGUGGCUGUAGAUGUGGCCGUGCCCAAGAGGUUGCUGGAGAUUGCAGGCCGUGAGGGGGUGUCUCUGACCACAGUGCUGACCACGCAUCACCACUGGGACCACGCAAGAGGAAAUGCAGAGCUGGUGCAGCUGCAGCCAGGACUGGCGGUCAUGGGAGCAGAUGAACGUAUCUGUGGACUCACCCGCAGGCUGGCACAUGGGGAGGAGCUGCAAUUUGGGGCCAUCCAUGUGCAAUGCCUCUUGACACCGGGCCACACUUCUGGCCACAUGAGCUACUUCCUAUGGGAGGAUGAAUGUGCAGACCCACCAGCCCUCUUCUCUGGGGAUGCCCUGUCAGUGGCAGGCUGCGGCUGGCACUUGGAGGGCACUGCCCAGCAGAUGUACCAGAGCCUGAUGAAAACUCUGGGCACCCUGCCACCUCAGACGAAAGUGUUCUGUGGCCAUGAGCACACACUGAAUAACCUCGAGUUUGCACAGAAAGUGGAGCCCUGCAACGACCAUGUGCGAGCCAAGCUGUUCUGGGCCCAGAAGAGAGAUGAUGAUGAUGUGCCCACUGUGCCUUCAACACUGGGCGAGGAGCUUCUGUACAACCCUUUCCUGAGGGUGGCAGAGGAGCCAGUUCGUGAGUUCACAGGCCAGGUGGCACCAGCCCAGGUCCUGGAGGUUCUCUGCAGGGAGCGGGCAAGCUUCCAGCUUGCCUUGGAGCCACCACAGCCCCAGGCUCAGGCGCUCCUGGCCUUGCAGUUGGGGCUCCUGAGCACACCCCAGCAAAAGUGAGCUAUGUGGGAAUCCUGCUUGUCUAUACACCCCUCCUCCUGACCUUGGGCUGACUGGACCCCUGGUCUCUAGAACCUUCUUCUGAGGUCCUGCCCAGCUGGCCACCCAGCUUUGAAGAACCAGCAAAUGGUGCCUCCCUUGUCUCUGUUGUUCAUGGAG
This is a messenger RNA of Nannospalax galili (Upper Galilee mountains blind mole rat), 1272 nucleotides long. It is a transcript of the gene Haghl, whose product is annotated as hydroxyacylglutathione hydrolase like. Bases 262 to 1113 code for a protein of 283 amino acids. The record is from RefSeq and is a predicted model, not a curated record. The transcript is spliced from 9 exons. NCBI's taxonomy places the organism in Eukaryota, Metazoa, Chordata, Mammalia, Rodentia, Spalacidae. Gene Ontology annotation, molecular function: hydroxyacylglutathione hydrolase activity.